AUGGAUGCCGAAAAAUCCUCAGAGCAGACCAAGGUCACCUUACUCGGUCCCCUUUCAGACCACACAAGCAUAGCCCUGGAGCCCAAAUCAGAGCCGCCCCUGACGCCCUCUGAAUCUUUGAGCAUUCCGCGUCGCUUUCUUCGAAACGCGCGCAGGCUUAUCUGGGAUGAUCCUGACAAGCCAAAGGAAGAGAAGUGGUUCUUGUUCAAGCUCGACGUGUUCCUGCUCAGCUCCGCAUGCGCAGGAUACUUUUGCAAGAACCUGGACCAGGCCAACAUCAACAACGCUUAUGUCUCGGGCAUGAAAGAAGCGCUCCAUCUCAACGGUAGCGAGCUGACGUACGCCAGCAACGUUUACCUUUCGGGCUAUAUUGCUGGACAAAUACCCGCAGUCAUACUCGCUACACGAGUGCGACCAUCACUCCUCAUCCCUACAGUGGAGGUCCUUUGGUCGAUAUUGACCUUCUGUGCCGCCGCGGUCAAGAAUCGAUCGCAGCUUUACGCAAUCCGCUUUCUCAUCGGUCUUUUCGAAUCCGCAUAUUUCCCGGUAGUCGUGUACAUGAUCAGCUCCUGGUACACAAAGGGCGAGCGCGGAAAACGAGUUACUAUAUUUUAUUCCACCGCCCAGCUUGCUGGGAUGUUUAGUGGCUACCUUCAAGCUGGGGCGUACUCUGGCCUUGAUGGCCGGCUUGGACGCGAAGGAUGGCAGUGGCUAUUCAUUAUCUGCGGCGUCAUUAGCCUACCCAUUGGCAUCACAGGCUUUUUUUUCUUCCCAGAUUUUCCAGAAACGACUCGAGCUUUCUACAUCACUAAAAAGGAGGCUGAAUGGGCUCGCGAAAGACUUAUGCGAGAAGGCUUAAGACCUCUGGGGGCAUCAAAAUGGAACCGAACAAAGUUAUUCCGCAUUGCAAGUCAAUGGCAAUUUUGGGUGUUACCACUCGGUUAUUUUUUCCUACAAGGAAGUUUCCCGGGGUAUCAGCCUGCUUUCGCGCUCUGGCUCAAAUCCAGAAAGCAGUCUAUCUACGAGAUCAACGUCUGGCCGACUGGGCAGGUUGCCGUUGGAGUGGUAGCUCAGAUCCUUGCUGGAAUGAUCACAGACUCUCCUUGGAUGCGUGGCCGACGGUGGCCAGCCCUGAUCUUCCUGCAAGCGGGAACCUUUUUCAGCUCUGUCGUUCUCGCCGUCUGGGACGUGUCCGACAACCUCAAAUUCGCUGCGUUUUACUUACUCAACUUUUCGUCAGGUGCACCUGGGCUAUGGUAUUCCUGGUAUCCAGAUCUGAUUCCACAUGAUCACGAAAUGCGUGGUUUUCUGACUGCUGCUUCGAUGGUCUUCAGCUCCAUCCAGUCAAUCUGGUUCACGCUUGUUGUGUGGAGAACGGCGCAAGGUCCGCGGUUCAAGGCAGGAUUCAUUUUCGCUGCUUCUCUUGGCGUGGCAAUUAUCCUUCAUAUCUUACUCAUUCGCUUCCUGGCAGCUCGUGACAGGAGAAAGCGUGCUAUUGAACAAGGGGAGGACGGAUCAACAGAAGCAGUACCGCCAUCUAACGAUAACCCCGACAUCACAGUUGAUGUAGCCCUUCCUAAGGCGCUGAAUGGAGAAGCAAUUGUUCUCCAUUCGUGA
This is a messenger RNA of Fonsecaea monophora, 1617 nucleotides long. RefSeq lists its product as hypothetical. Gene Ontology annotation, biological process: transmembrane transport. Lineage: Eukaryota; Fungi; Ascomycota; Eurotiomycetes; Chaetothyriales; Herpotrichiellaceae. Gene Ontology annotation, cellular component: membrane. Gene Ontology annotation, molecular function: transmembrane transporter activity. The record is from RefSeq and is a predicted model, not a curated record. The coding region runs from base 1 to 1617 and encodes 538 amino acids. The transcript has a single exon.